AUGAUCCAUGUGUCCUCCUUUUUUGCAGCCAAAAUCUCUGGCUUUGGAGCUGUGAUCCAAACCACCAGCUGCGGGACCAGUACAUCAGGGUUUGGCAGCACCAUCUCAGCGCCCUUCACAUCCAGGGUGUCAGCAGGUCCCACUGGCAGUGGGGGCUUUGGGACAAGUGUGGAUGCCCCCCACAGCCGCUCCACCACUGGGGCCUUUGGCUUUGACUCAGGACGGAGUGGGAGAACUGGUCUCAAGAACUCUUUCUGGGGAGACUUGAAUCCAAACUCCCUGGGUGCAGCUGGCCAGAGCACACCCUCUGCUUUCCAUGUGGCCAGCAGACCUCAGAAACCCCCUGGGUUUGCAGCAAUCACCUCCGGCCUUGGAGCUGUGACCCAGACCACCAGCUGCGGGACCAGUACAUCAGUGUUUGGCAGCCCCUUCCCAUCUCAGCACCCUUCCCAUCCAGGGUGUCAGCAGGUCCCACUGGCAAUGGUGGCUUUGGGACAAGCGUGGCUGCCCCCCAGAGCCUCUCCACCACUGGAGCAUUUGGAUUUGGCUCUGGAUGGAGGGGGAGAACUGAUCUCAAGAACCCUUUCUGUGGAGGAUUGAAUCCGAACUCCCUGGGUGCACCCUCUCCCUUCCACCUAGCCAGCUCGCCUCAGAACACGUCCGCGA
Messenger RNA from Manis javanica (Malayan pangolin), 666 nucleotides. Lineage: Eukaryota; Metazoa; Chordata; Mammalia; Pholidota; Manidae. The record is from RefSeq and is a predicted model, not a curated record.